Molecule: messenger RNA, 1188 nt
Organism: Naegleria lovaniensis
Lineage: Eukaryota; Heterolobosea; Eutetramitea; Acrasida; Naegleriidae
Exons: 2
Coding region: 1-1188 (395 amino acids)
Biological process (GO): double-strand break repair
Cellular component (GO): PML body; cytoplasm
Molecular function (GO): 5'-tyrosyl-DNA phosphodiesterase activity; single-stranded DNA binding
Source: RefSeq, a predicted model, not a curated record
AUGAUGUCCUUCUCUCAAAGACCCAACAGCACUCCGAAUCGACCACAUCCCUUCCAACACAAUACCUUGUUUGAUGCUAAUGCCAUUGCUCAUCAAUCUUGGUUGCAACAACAAUCGUUUGAUCGGGAUUUUAAUUAUGGCAUGAAUGCUCACAAGCAACAGCCCUCGAGUCAAGAAUGGCAGUUAUUUCCAUCGUAUUAUGAUCAUCAGCAAGCUCAAUGGAAGAAUUUGAAAACGGUUGAUGAAAUUUGUCAUGUAACAUGUAUGAUGCAUCAGGGAAUGCCUUCUCAGUUACGUAUUUUGACUUUUAAUAUUUGGUUUGAUCCGUACAUGAUGAAGGAGAGAAUGGAUGGAUUGAUGAGUGAGAUCUUUCCAUCAGCGAAUAAUAAUUUGGUAUUUAGCUCUUUUCCGAGUGUUGGAAGUAACAUUCCUGAUGUGUUGUGUUUUCAAGAAGUAACCACCCAAUCGUUGGAAAUGAUUGCUCAACAUCCCAUGAUCAGAAAUAAUUACUACUUGUCAGACUCACCAGACGACGCCUUUUGUUCAGUUUACCCCUAUGGAGUCUUGAUGGCUGUAAAGAAAACAUUACCCAUUCGAAAACUAUUUUACAAUACCAUGCCAUCGAAAAUGAAUAGAGCAGCAUUGUCAGUGGAAAUUGGAAAUUCACAAUACCAACAUGAAAAUAUUAUUGUCACAACCGUGCAUUUAGAAAGUUUAUCGAAUGCUGAUCUGAGAUUUCAGCAAUUGGAUGUUAUUGCCAAUUUUCAAAUUCCCUAUUCCCACGCGAUUAUUUGUGGUGAUUUUAAUUUCGAUAGCGAGAGAAAUUAUGAUGAAAAUUAUUUACCCUAUUUGGAAAACUCGUAUUUAACUUCAAACGCUCAUUUAAAACAAUAUCAAGAUGUGUGGAAAAUGUUAAAGUAUCCCAAUGAUUUAGGAAAAACAUUUGACACCACUGCAAAUGCAAUGUUAGCAAAAUGUUCUCACGAAGUAAUGAGAUACGAUCGAGUUUUAUUGAAAUCUUUUUUGAUACCGUCACGGCACACACAACUCAAAAAAUACUGGAAACCCAUUCAUAUUGAGCUACUCGGUACUAAACCUAUUGGAUAUGAUCAAAAUCGCAAGAUAGCAAUAAGCAUUUCUGAUCACUUUGGUAUUUUGACUGUCAUGGAGAAUGCACAAAUGGUUUGA